Messenger RNA from Ostertagia ostertagi, 213 nucleotides. The record is from the annotation of a GenBank genome assembly. Lineage: Eukaryota; Metazoa; Nematoda; Chromadorea; Rhabditida; Trichostrongylidae.
AUGGAGAAAAUUCUGAAAAACAACAAAACUGGAUACCUCGUCGGAGAUUCGUUGACCUGGGUUGAUCUGUACCUUGCCGACAUGGCCACGAUGGCGAACGAUUUCCCAGGCUACUAUGACGGAUUCCCAGCGGUAAAAGCUCACGCCGAGAAAAUCCGUUCAAUACCAGAACUGAAGAAAUAUCUCAGUGUUCGUCCUGACACAAAGUUCUGA